AUGGUAUCUGCGCCUAACCGUAUAGCUGUUAACGAAUCUGCUGAUAUAUUUUCUCGUAUUUCACUCCCAUGCGGUCGUAGUGUUCGGAAUAGGCUCGUAAAGGUUGCUACAUACGAGCAUCUUGGAAAUACUCCUAACCCAUAUCACUUCGCUCUUUAUUCUGAAUGGGCUCAGAAUGACUGGGGAAUGAUUAUCACGGGAAAUGUGCAAGUUUCACCAACCCAUCUCUCACUGGGAUAUGACAUGAUUGUGCCGCGAACAAUUACGCAGGAGACAUUGAAGGCUUUCAAAAGAUUGUCAGGUGUAAUUCACAAUUUCAGCCAUCCAACCUUGGCUAUCAUGCAACUAUCUCAUGCAGGACGCCAGUCACCCAAUAUGCUCGGGGGUCGCUUUCCCUUUGUCCCACCACUCUCUGCUAGUGCUAUCCGACUGGGUUCUAGCUUGCACGCCAUUGGUGGUUCUUCGGAGACCAGUAAGGUCAAGCGGAGUGUAAUAUCAAAUAUUUUUUAUCGCCUUUUGUUUCAAAGACCUCGAGAGAUGACCCCUCUUGACAUCGAAGCAACAAUCCAGGAAUUCGUUCAUGGAGCACACUUUGCUGUAAAGUCCGGAUUCGAUGGUAUUCAGCUACAUGCUGCACAUGGGUACCUGCUUGCACAGUUUCUAUCUCCUGAGAGUAACUUGCGCCAAGAUGAAUUCUCCUGCGCUCCAGAACAUGCACUUCAUCUCCUUCGUCGCAUUGUAUUUUCAAUUCGUGAAGCGGUUCCCCCAAAUUUUAUCGUUGGGCUCAAGAUCAAUGCUGCCGAUUAUGCUCAGUCAAAGAUCGGGCGGUCAAGUACUUCUGAUCACGGGAUAGAUGAAGAACGGCGUAUCCUGGAUCACGUCAUGACUAUCGCCCGCUGGGGACUCGUUGAUUUUAUUGAGAUCAGUGGAGGUGAUUAUGAGAAUCCAGACUUCAUGUCUGUCAGACCCUUUCCUGAAUCGAGGCGUCAAGCCUUGUUUGCGCGAUUUUCUUAUCAGGCACUGAAAGCAAUCCAGUCUUUGCCUCUUCCUCCUGGGUCUCAUCCUUUGGUACUUCUUACAGGUGGAUUACGUACACCAUCUCAUCUACGUAAUGCACUUGCAUAUAGACAUGCACAACUACUAGGCAUUGCAAGAGGAUCGAUAUUAUGUCCUCAUCUGCCACAGCUGUUGCAACAAAGUCAAGAAAACGCCUUUCAUAAGUCGGACGAUGAUUUUGAACAUCAAUCCUUCGCACCAGAACCUCGAAUACAGUCUGGACGAUCAAUAUUCAAACGCUGCAUUUACUCUUGGACCUCAAACAUUAGACUUGUUGGUGCAGGAAUGGGUAUGGCCUGGUAUAUCGUAGCGAUGAGGAGGCUGGCGAUCGCUCGCAUACAGAAAUAUGGAAACGUUGCUGAAGUCAGCGUGAAGCAAUCCCACCAUGAGACGACAGCAGUGGACUGCAGCAUGGAUAUGGACGGAGUAGAUGCUGUGAUCAGGAUGUGGGUGUGGAUAGGCGUGGACCAUCGCGUAUGGGCACACUUUGGCAUACUAUUACUUGCUCUUUUUGUGGCAUAUUAUUUGAGCUGA
Serpula lacrymans var. lacrymans S7.9 is the source of this 1590-nucleotide messenger RNA. RefSeq lists its product as uncharacterized. The record is from RefSeq and is a predicted model, not a curated record. Lineage: Eukaryota; Fungi; Basidiomycota; Agaricomycetes; Boletales; Serpulaceae. The transcript is spliced from 7 exons. Gene Ontology annotation, molecular function: FMN binding; oxidoreductase activity. The coding region runs from base 1 to 1590 and encodes 529 amino acids.